UUUCCAUCAGCCGACAAAACCCGAACCCGGAUGAUGUGAAAUAAUGACUUAGCUCAGCGUGUUACAGGUGGCUGGAGACAGCUGGGUGCGACCGGGAGCCGACGGGACGCAGCAGCAAAAACGGACCGCCGAUAGAGCCGCUGCGCUCCGGAUGAAACCUUCAACUUGUGAGUCUUGGAGUCCGGAACCCGCGCGUCACCUGACGGGAUGUGAGGCUAUGAAGCAACAAGAGGGAAUGGUGAUAAAACCAGUCCAAGUCACGGAAGUGGAAGAAGGCGUCCAAGGAAAGGACAGCGCAAGGGACGGAGAAGAGGUAAAGGAGCGGAAAGUUAUUCAGUUCAUCGGGGAAGCAGAGGCAGAGCAGAUGUGCGUAAUUCUGUAAAACAAACUCGGGGAGAAGAAUUUAUACAUCAAAAAAGAGAAGAAAAAAACAUGGAGCCAGAGGGGAUCACAGCGGAGCAAGCUACUAAUGUGGCACAAUCUGCUGCCUCCAAACUGUCCCAGAUGGGCGAAAGAACUAAACAGCUGGGCAACGUUAUCCAAGACCCAGAACGACAGAAACGCAUAAUUCUCAUAAUAGUGUGUGUUGCACUUUUAUUAGACAACAUGCUUUACAUGGUAAUUGUGCCAAUUAUACCCGAUUAUCUGGAGGGGCUACAGAAAGCAGCGGAUCAGGAACAGUCAGCUGCUGCGCCGCACUCCAACUCCACCAACAGCACCAUCCACAGAGCGGCCGAGGGAAACUUCGACCUCCAGAUAGGCGUCCUGUUCGCCUCUAAGGCCAUCCUGCAGCUGCUGGUGAACCCGCUGAGCGGCACCUUCAUAGACAGGGUGGGCUAUGACAUCCCGCUGUUCAUUGGGCUCAACAUAAUGUUCCUCUCCACCCUCACUUUCGCCUUCGCCGAGAACUACGCGACCCUGUUCCUGGCGCGCAGCAUCCAGGGCCUCGGCUCGGCUUUCGCGGACACCUCAGGGAUCGCUCUCAUCGCGGACAAGUUCACGGAGGAGUCCGAGCGAAGCAAAGCCCUGGGCAUAGCCUUGGCUUUCAUCUCUUUCGGAAGUUUGGUUGCACCCCCCUUCGGAGGGGUCCUGUAUGAAUUUGCGGGAAAGCAGGCGCCUUUUCUGAUCCUGGCCUGCAUCUGCUUCACUGAUGGAGUCCUGUGUCUGACUGUGCUCAAGCCCUUCUCCAACAGGGAGAGGGAAAACAUGCCCGUGGGCACCCCGAUCUAUAAGCUGAUGAUUGACCCAUACAUAGCUGUGGUGGCGGGAGCUCUGAUCGUCUGCAACAUACCUCUCGCCUUCCUGGAGCCAACCAUCGCAAACUGGAUGGAGGAAAACAUGAAUGCCAGCGAGUGGGAGAUCGGCAUGACUUGGUUCCCUGCGUUCUUCCCGCAUGUGUUAGGGGUUUAUCUCACUGUGAAACUUGCAGCCAAGUACCCUCACCUGCAGUGGUUCUACGGGGCCAUAGGCAUGGUGUUCAUAGGGGCCAGUUCCUGCACGGUGCCGGCCUGCAAGAACUUCGGGCAGCUCAUGAUCCCGCUGUGCGGCAUUUGCUUCGGCAUUGCCUUCGUGGACACGGCGCUCCUGCCUACGCUGGGCUUCCUCGUAGAUGUGCGCCACGUCUCAGUGUACGGCAGCGUGUACGCCAUAGCGGACAUCUCCUACUGCGUUGCCUACGCCUUGGGGCCCAUCGUAGCCGGUCAGAUCGUGCACAACUUGGGCUUCGUUCAGCUAAACUUGGGCAUGGGGCUCGCCAACGUCCUUUACGCGCCGGCGCUGCUUCUGCUGAAGAACGUGACGCAGAUGAAGCCUUCUUUCUCAGAGCGCAACAUGCUGCUGGAGGACGGCCCCACGGGUCUGUACGACACGAUUAAGAUGGAACAACGGGAGAAGAAGAGAAAAGGUCUGUGCACAACAAUUGAUGAGAGCGGCAUCGAGACUUUUGUCCAGCGCUCUCACUCGGAGGAGGAAUCAUCAGGAGGAGAGUACGCGUAAAAAAAAAAAAAAAGAAAUAGAUAAAAAAUAAAGACCUUAAGCUGUAUGUGAAAUUUAAAAAGUGCCAAUGUGUGUAUACGUUUUGAUUAAGAUUGUGAAAAUAUAUCAGCGUGCGACAAUACCUGUGGGUUUUGUCCAAUCGAGUGGUCGCAACUUUGUUUUAAAAUGGGAAUUUAGUAAAAAUGAAAAAAAAAUAAAAAUGGUGAGAUUAAUGUCUGUCCAUCUUCUGAUCACUGUAACAGAAUCUGACUCUUCAGGGAAUAUUGUGCAAACGUGUUUUAAGGAAAUAUAAUGUAUGCGUCUUUAAAUGCCAUCUGUAAUCAUGUUGCUUAUGAAUGAAAUAUGCAAACUAGCGUGUUGAAGGGCAGAAAUACGGGAAUUACCUGGAAUCUGCCUCUUGUGGAGAAUUUACACUCUAAUUUUAAAUGAAUUAUGUGCUUCUGGAAUGCAAAGCCUGAAAUGAUCUGUGACUGUACAUACAUGUAUAUUCAUGUACAUAAUUAAAAGAACAAUAUGUGAACUAUA
Messenger RNA from Xiphophorus maculatus (southern platyfish), 2520 nucleotides. It is a transcript of the gene slc18a3a, whose product is annotated as probable vesicular acetylcholine transporter-A. Bases 433 to 1995 code for a protein of 520 amino acids. Gene Ontology annotation, biological process: chemical synaptic transmission; xenobiotic transport; transmembrane transport. The record is from RefSeq and is a predicted model, not a curated record. Gene Ontology annotation, molecular function: acetylcholine transmembrane transporter activity; xenobiotic transmembrane transporter activity. The transcript has a single exon. Gene Ontology annotation, cellular component: membrane; terminal bouton; AP-1 adaptor complex. Lineage: Eukaryota; Metazoa; Chordata; Actinopteri; Cyprinodontiformes; Poeciliidae.